UUUUCUUCCAAUGCCUCUUCUUCACUACCGUUGCUGUUUCUCUGGAAACGAUGCCGUUCUGUAGUUUCUUUCAGGAAAUGCAGAAACUGGUUUCUCUACAAACUUCUUCUUCUUCUUCUCCUUCGUUUUUCUUCUCCUAAAUCUGCCGAUUUGAAUCUCGCAACGACGCCGUUUUAGGUUUCUUAUCCCUUUCCUUAUUUUAAGUUUUGAAUAAUCCAAGUAACGGUUUCUUGUUUAUUUAGCUAAUAAUGUUGUGUUAUCGACUGGCUCAAUUUUGAUGGGCUGUUAAUUUCUCUGUGAAUGCGAGGAAAAUAAUCUGUAAAUUUUUCCAGAUUUUCUCCGAAAAUGUUUAAUUUUGACAACACUGGACACCAAUAAAGCUUAAAUCUUGCAUGUUUUAUGAGGAAAGAUUCGAUUUUUACGACUGGGUUAUCUUACUCUCUUUUUUUUUUCCAAGUUUUUUCAUCAUAAGAAUAAUUAGUGUUCGUGGCUAAUUAUCAUUAAGGUUGGUGGGUCGUUUUAGUCCCAAAACUUUUAGAAGAAUCGAAGAAAGAAAGUUUAACCUUUUCCGUUUUAUUGACUACUUUUGCUCAUUCUAUUUGAUAUUUUAGUUAUAAUCUCCAGAAAGAUUUUAUAGACGAAAUUAAGAAGGAGGUGAAUUUCAGAGUUUGUCAAUGGAGAAUUACGAGGUUCUUGAGCAAAUUGGAAAAGGUUCCUUUGGGUCAGCUCUUCUUGUGAGACAUAAACAUGAGAAGAAACUGUAUGUUUUGAAGAAAAUCCGGCUUGCUCGGCAGACUGGUAGGACAAGAAGAUCUGCUCAUCAAGAGAUGGAGUUGAUUUCAAAGAUACAUAAUCCAUUCAUUGUGGAAUAUAAAGAUUCUUGGGUUGAAAAGGGAUGCUAUGUGUGCAUUAUCAUAGGCUAUUGCAAAGGAGGAGACAUGGCGGAAGCAAUAAAGAAAACCAACGGCGUACACUUCACUGAAGAGAAACUCUGCAAAUGGCUUGUUCAGAUCUUAUUGGCUCUUGAAUACUUGCAUGCCAAUCACAUUCUCCAUCGAGAUGUCAAGUGUUCGAACAUAUUUUUGACAAAGGAUCAAGAUAUACGCCUUGGCGAUUUUGGACUCGCUAAAGUCUUAACAUCAGAUGACCUCGCGUCUUCAGUGGUUGGAACACCAAGCUACAUGUGUCCCGAGCUACUAGCUGAUAUACCCUAUGGGUCCAAGUCUGAUAUUUGGUCGCUAGGAUGUUGUAUGUAUGAGAUGACGGCUAUGAAACCUGCUUUCAAAGCUUUUGACAUGCAAGGACUAAUCAACAGGAUUAACAGAUCAAUCGUUCCUCCACUUCCGGCGCAAUAUUCUGCUGCCUUCCGAGGUCUCGUUAAGAGUAUGCUCCGGAAAAAUCCAGAACUCAGACCAAGUGCUGCUGAGCUUCUUAGACAACCGCUGCUUCAACCGUAUAUCCAGAAGAUUCAUUUGAAAGUGAAUGAUCCAGGAAGUAAUGUGUUACCUGCGCAAUGGCCAGAAUCUGAAUCCGCCAGGAGAAACAGUUUUCCAGAACAGAGAAGGCGUCCUGCUGGCAAAAGCCAUAGCUUUGGUCCAAGCAGGUUUAGGGGUAACCUAGAAGAUUCUGUUUCUUCCAUAAAAAAAACUGUGCCCGCAUAUCUGAAUCGUGAAAGGCAAGUGGACUUGUCUACAGAUGCAAGCGGUGAUGGAACGGUUGUUCGUAGAACUUCAGAGGCUUCUAAGAGUUCUAGGUAUGUACCAGUGAGAGCUUCGGCCUCACCUGUGAGACCUAGACAGCCUAGGAGUGACCUUGGUCAACUUCCUGUUUCAUCACAACUUAAAAACCGAAAACCAGCUGCUUUGAUACGUAGAGCCUCCAUGCCUAGCUCAAGAAAACCUGCAAAAGAAAUCAAAGACUCUCUGUACAUUUCGAAAACCAGUUUUCUCCACCAGAUAAAUUCUCCUGAUGUGUCAAUGAACGCACCAAGAAUUGACAAGAUUGAGUUUCCGUUAGCGUCAUACGAGGAAGAGCCUUUUGUCCCGGUUGUGCGUGGGAAGAAAAAGAAAGCAUCGUCUAGAGGUUCCUACAGUCCACCUCCAGAGCCACCACUAGACUGCUCAAUCACAAAAGACAAAUUUACUCUUGAACCAGGCCAAAACAGAGAAGGAGCGAUUAUGAAGGCGGUGUAUGAAGAAGAUGCAUAUCUGGAAGACAGGAGUGAAUCAUCUGAUCAAAAUGCGACAGCUGGAGCAUCAAGCAGGGCUUCGUCGGGUGUAAGGAGACAAAGAUUUGAUCCUAGCUCUUAUCAGCAACGAGCCGAGGCAUUGGAGGGAUUGCUUGAAUUCAGUGCAAGGUUGCUUCAAGAUGAGAGGUACGAUGAGCUCAAUGUCUUAUUAAGACCAUUUGGUCCAGGCAAAGUUUCACCCAGAGAAACAGCGAUUUGGUUGUCCAAGAGCUUCAAGGAAACCACUACUACUAAGCUGGGAGAUUGA
Molecule: messenger RNA, 2495 nt
Organism: Arabidopsis thaliana (thale cress)
Lineage: Eukaryota; Viridiplantae; Streptophyta; Magnoliopsida; Brassicales; Brassicaceae
Gene: NEK2
Product: NIMA-related kinase 2
Exons: 15
Coding region: 675-2495 (606 amino acids)
Molecular function (GO): ATP binding; protein serine kinase activity; protein serine/threonine kinase activity
Source: RefSeq, marked reviewed